UCAUACUCUUUCAAUCUGGUGAAGAUCGAUUACUGGAAAAAUGAAUUCAAAGGAUAAUAACAGCAAUCUUCAAAGAAUGUGGACCAGUAGUUCUUCUUCAUCCAGAAAUGAAUUACACAAAAAUGUUCCUCCCGAUCAUUCCGUUUUCAAUCCAAAAUGGGAACAAGAUCAUUCUCUUCAAUACGAUUUCAAGAAGAUUCAAUCCCAGUUUUCGAUCCAGCAAGAUGGUGAUCCUUCUACCGAUUGGGAUCCAAAAGCUAUGAUUAACAAUCUCUCAUUCCUCCAACAGAAAGUUUAUCAGCUUCAAGAUAUGGUUCAUAUGAUUGUCGAUCGAAGGUCUCAAACAACGUUAGAUCAAUCACAAGAUCUCGUUACUCAACAGCAACAUCUAAUAACCGCCGACAUCACUUCAAUCAUCGUCCAGCUUAUCUCUAUGGCAGGAACUCUUCUCCCAUCUGUCAAACAACAACAACAAACCCAACAAACCCUAGGUGAUUUUCUGAUUGAUUCCCAACCAGAUCAACAGAUCUUCAACAUUGAAGAUCAAGAAGUUAAAGAUGAAGAAGAAGAAGACGAAGAAAGUGAGAAUCUCCUUCCCGGAUCAUACGAAAUCUUACAGUUAGAAAAAGAGGAAAUCCUUGCACCUCACACGCAUUUCUGUACAAUUUGUGGUAAAGGGUUUAAGCGAGAUGCUAAUCUACGUAUGCAUAUGAGAGGACACGGGGACGAGUAUAAAACGGCUGCUGCUCUUGCGAAGCCGCCGCCGAAUAAGGAAACAAUGGGAAAUGAAGCGUCUUUGAUAAAGAGAUACUCGUGUCCUUAUUCUGGUUGUAAACGGAAUAAAGAUCAUAAGAAGUUUCAAUCAUUGAAAACGAUCUUAUGUGUGAAGAAUCAUUACAAGAGGACCCAUUGCGAGAAAAGAUUCAUGUGUAGCAGAUGUAAUACGAAGAAAUUCUCUGUAAUUGCUGACCUGAAAACUCAUGAGAAACAUUGUGGAAGGGAUAAGUGGUUGUGUUCUUGUGGGACUACUUUUUCUAGAAAAGAUAAGCUUUUUGGUCAUAUUACUCUGUUUCAGGGUCAUACUCCUGCAAUUCCUUUGGACGAAAGCUGUAAAGCUUCAACUUCUUCGGCGGCGGUGGCGCCUUCGGUAGCUGCCGGAGCAGGGGCAUCAUCGUCGUCGGGUGUUGAUCAUAGUACUACAUCUGGAUUCUUCUCGUCAAUGGCGGCGUUAGAUGAGUGUAAUGGGUUCAAUGAAUUUGGGCGACCGGUCUUUGAUGAUGAUUCGGAGAAUACAUUUUCAUUUCUACUUUGUAAUAAUAAUAGUUAUCAUCAUCCUCCUCAGACGAAUGGAGAUGGAGGACCUUACAAUUCAAAUGAUCUUUGAAGAUUGAAACUAUGAAUGAUCAAACUAAAUUUAUGUAACUUUCUUGAAUUUAAUAAUUUGAAAUAAUUCCUCCUUUGUUU
This is a messenger RNA of Impatiens glandulifera, 1464 nucleotides long. Its product is annotated as protein SENSITIVE TO PROTON RHIZOTOXICITY 1. The transcript has 2 exons. Lineage: Eukaryota; Viridiplantae; Streptophyta; Magnoliopsida; Ericales; Balsaminaceae. The record is from RefSeq and is a predicted model, not a curated record. Gene Ontology annotation, biological process: response to acidic pH; response to aluminum ion. The coding region runs from base 41 to 1384 and encodes 447 amino acids.